Hirundo rustica (Barn swallow) is the source of this 1132-nucleotide messenger RNA. RefSeq names its product Sin3A associated protein 30 (gene SAP30). The record is from RefSeq and is a predicted model, not a curated record. Gene Ontology annotation, cellular component: histone deacetylase complex. Bases 275 to 922 code for a protein of 215 amino acids. The transcript has 4 exons. Gene Ontology annotation, biological process: regulation of DNA-templated transcription. Gene Ontology annotation, molecular function: transcription coregulator activity; protein binding. NCBI's taxonomy places the organism in Eukaryota, Metazoa, Chordata, Aves, Passeriformes, Hirundinidae.
CCACAUGACAGGGGGGGAAGGAGGAAGUGGGGCGGCCCGCGGGGCUCCGCCGCCGCUGCUCCGGUAGUCGCGGGGGUCGGUCGGCGGCUGCUGGCGGGGAGAGUCCUUUCCCUAACGCGUGGGCCGACCGUCCUCGAGGGCGGGCUUGCACCCCGGUGCCGCCGCUGAAGGGAGGCGGGCAGAGAGAAGGGGAGCCCCCCGCCGGGCCGCGGCGCCUCGCCGGGGAAGUUUGGUGCGGGGCGGGAUCCCGCCGGCCGCGGUGGUGGCGCCGGGCAUGAACGGCUUCGCCCCCGAGGAGGUGACCCAGCGCGGGGCAGACCCGUCCGCCGCGGCGGCGGUGGGCAGUGCGGGCUCCGCCGUGGAGGUGCCGCCGCCGCCAGCGCCGCCGGGGCUGGGUCCGGCCGCCGCCGCGGGCUCGGCGGGCGGCGGGUGCGCGGGCGGCCCCGGGGCCGGGCAGCUGUGCUGCCUGCGGGAGGAGGGGGAGCGAUGCGGCCGCGCCGCCGGCAACGCCAGCUUCAGCAAGCGCAUCCAGAAGAGCAUUUCGCAGAAGAAGGUGAAGAUCGAGCUGGACAAGAGCGCAAGACAUCUGUACAUUUGUGACUUCCACAAAAAUUUAAUUCAGAGUGUGAGAAAUAGAAGAAAAAGGAAAGGGAGCGAUGAUGAUGGUGACUCACCAGUGCAAGACAUCGACACUCCAGAGGUUGAUUUAUAUCAGUUACAAGUAAACACACUUCGAAGGUACAAAAGACACUUCAAGCUACAGACCAGACCGGGACUUAACAAAGCACAGCUUGUUGAAAUAAUUGGCUGCCAUUUUAGGACAAUUCCAGUGAAUGAAAAGGACACCUUAACAUACUUCAUCUACUCGGUGAAGAAUGACAAGAAUAAACCAGAUCUAAAGAUGGAUAGUGGGGUUCAUUAGGCAGAAAAGAUUGGGACUGGGACUCAGGCUGCAAAUCAAAAGACUGAGGUUUUGUUGAUAUACAAAAGCUUUCUUUGUAACUUUUUCUCCUGAGAGAAUUUGCCUGUUUUAUUUUUCAUAACCUUGCUGAUUUGUUUGAAAACCAUCUCUUAUGAAACAAAUUUCCUCAACAAAAGUAUUUUAAAUAAAUAUCACUGAUAUUGUUGCUCA